This is a messenger RNA of Penicillium cinerascens, 729 nucleotides long. Its product is annotated as SDR family NAD(P)-dependent oxidoreductase. Gene Ontology annotation, molecular function: oxidoreductase activity, acting on the CH-OH group of donors, NAD or NADP as acceptor. The transcript is spliced from 2 exons. The coding region runs from base 1 to 729 and encodes 242 amino acids. The record is from RefSeq and is a predicted model, not a curated record. Lineage: Eukaryota; Fungi; Ascomycota; Eurotiomycetes; Eurotiales; Aspergillaceae.
AUGGCCCCUGAAGAUUUUAAAGGCAAGCUUGCCAUCGUCACAGGCGCCUCCAAACAUAAUGGCAUUGGCUUCGCCACUGCCUAUGCCUUAGCCAGGGCCGGUGCUGAUCGUAGUGCUGGAAAGAUUCGGGAUCUUGGGGUCAAAGUCAUCGCCGUCCAAGCUGACGCCGGUUCUCUGACUUUUGGUGAUGAUAUCGUUCGUGCGACUGUGGAAGCCUUCCCGGGCCGUCAGAUUGACAUCGUCGUCAACAACGCUGGGUUCGGGACAUUUCAAGAGAGCACCGCAGAAGCCGUGGUUGAAGAUUUUGACGCGUUGUUCCAUGUCAACGUCAGAGGGCCCCACCUCCUGGUUCGAGCUGCUCUUCCCUACAUUGCGUCCCCUGGAGGCCGCGUUGUCAACGUCAGUAGCGUAGUAGCUCGCACUGGGGCCAAGCAGGCUGCACUUUACUCGAGUUCGAAGGGAGCCCUGAAUACAUUGACGCUGGCUUGGGCCGAAGAGCUCGGCGAUAAAGGCAUUACCGUCAACGUUGUUUCCCCAGGGCCUAUUGGCACGGACUACGCGGCGCCCGAAGAACCCCCAUUGAUCCAGAAGUUCCGGGCCCAACAGUACGCGAAGCGUGAUGGAACUACCGAAGAGGUUGCCAAUGUUAUCCUGUUCGCCGCAAGCGCCGGUGCUAGCUAUAUGUCUGGUCAAGUCCUGGCAGUCGAUGGCGGUUUGAGUUAUGUAUAA